Messenger RNA from Helobdella robusta, 732 nucleotides. RefSeq lists its product as hypothetical. Lineage: Eukaryota; Metazoa; Annelida; Clitellata; Rhynchobdellida; Glossiphoniidae. The record is from RefSeq and is a predicted model, not a curated record. The transcript has 5 exons. Gene Ontology annotation, molecular function: carbohydrate binding. The coding region runs from base 1 to 732 and encodes 243 amino acids. Gene Ontology annotation, biological process: biological process involved in interspecies interaction between organisms. Gene Ontology annotation, cellular component: external side of plasma membrane.
AUGACUAAAGUAAUUUGGACGCUUUUUAUUCUCGCACUCGCUGAGAUAGUGCGGAGUGAAGUGAACAAGAAAGUGUACAGUAGGGCCUUCAGUUACCUGGCUGUUAAUGGAAAGAAAAGAGAGUCGAUCACAAACGACAACUUGAGAGGUAUUAAUUACAGACCGCUCUCCAAAAAUUGUUCAUGUGUUCUCAAGUUAGCUGAUUUCUGGUACAGCGUAGCGACAGAUUUGUUUGGCGGUUGUAUGGCUUUUGUUAACCAUGGUUGCCCUGAAAAGUUUGACUACAUAAUAGAGAAUCACAAAUGUUUCAGCAUGCAAGCAGCUGCGAGAACAUGGCAGGCCUCAAGAAGUCUAUGCAACAACUUUCUCUCAUCUCAUCCCGUGGUUAUUGAGAGCUCCAAUGAAAAUCUGGCUGUCAGAUUCUAUUCAAUUUCUGUUGUCAAAGAAUUCACUCAGUGCUCAUUAACUGGUUUUCCCAACACGUUUGUCAUAUGGACUGGUUCUUACAUCACGUACGUCAACAACAAGCGAACUUCAUUCCUCUGGGCUCCUUACCCAACCCAAUCGAAGCCAGUGACGUUUACCAAUUGGAUCCCAGGAGAGCCAAAUUCCCCAACGGAUUACACGGACUAUUGUGUAUGUUACGGGUUGACUGCUGACUAUUUCGGCUGGAAUGACAAUUAUUGCAAACUUAAUUUUUGUACUGUCUGUGAGAUUGACCUGGAUUUGUAG